Xenopus tropicalis (tropical clawed frog) is the source of this 2505-nucleotide messenger RNA. RefSeq names its product extracellular calcium-sensing receptor-like. NCBI's taxonomy places the organism in Eukaryota, Metazoa, Chordata, Amphibia, Anura, Pipidae. The transcript is spliced from 6 exons. Gene Ontology annotation, biological process: G protein-coupled receptor signaling pathway. Gene Ontology annotation, molecular function: G protein-coupled receptor activity. The coding region runs from base 1 to 2505 and encodes 834 amino acids. The record is from RefSeq and is a predicted model, not a curated record. Gene Ontology annotation, cellular component: plasma membrane; cell periphery; membrane.
AUGGAUGGGAACCCCUCAAUCUUGGGCUCCCAUGGGAUUCUGGAACCUGGGGAUCUUCUAAUAGGAGCAGUGAUUCCCAUUCACACUGACAGUAUUUUCCCCUUGGCCACCUAUAAACAGAAACCAACCCCAGAUAUUUGCAAAAGUUUCCGCCUUGACUUCUAUCAGCAGUUCCAGACCUUCAGGUUUGCGGUGGAAGAGAUCAACAGAAACCCUGAACUCCUACCCAACAGUACCCUGGGUUUCUAUGUCUAUGACUCCUGUGCUGUUCUCCAAAGAGAGUUAGGGGGAACAAUAUGGAUGAUAACUGGUCUGAACCAAGUGAUACCAAAUUACUGCUGCCAGGUACAUCCUCCUCUUACUGCUGUCAUCGGUCACUCAACAUCCACAUUCUCCAUCCUCGUGGCUCACAUCAUGGGAUUGUACAGAUUUCCACAGGUUAGCUACUUUUCUACCAGCUCUCUCUUGAGUGACAAGAGACAGUUCCCUUCCUUCUUUAGAACCGUCCCAAGUGAUGACUUUCAGGCCAGGGGACUGGCACAAAUGGUGCUGCAUUUUAAAUGGAAAUGGGUGGGGCUCAUUGCUUCUAAUGAUGAUUAUGGCACCGAAGUGAUAGAGGUCAUCAGACAGGAGGUCGUGAAAGAAGGAGCUUGUGUGGCCUACACCGUGUAUAUGUCAGACAACCUACUUAAUCAAAAUCUACCAAACAUUGUUAAAACAAUAAAGGAUUCAAGUGCUAAUGUCCUAAUUGUCUUCUCAGUUGACUUCUACUUAUUUCCCCUUCUGGAUGAGAUGCUGAAACAAAAUGUAACUGGAAAAACGUUUGUUGCCAGCGAGGCUUGGUCCAUUUCAAACCGUUUAGCAGUGAAUAAAUAUGUCUCCUUACUGUCUGGGACUAUAGGCUUUGCUUUUUUCAGCUCUGAAAUUAAAGGUCUUCAAAAGUUCCUCAACUCAAUGACUAUCUACAAUACCCCAGGGAUAUAUUGGGCAAAAGAGUUAUGGGAAGAAGUUUUUGGGUGCACAUUUGUUGACCAGAAGAACCUCACCGUUACACUGAACAUCAAAAAACAAUGUACAGGAGAAGAACAUCUAAGUUCUGUGCAAAACAUCUAUAACGAUGUGUCCAUAUUAAGAGCCUCCUACAAUAUCUAUACUGCGGUGUAUGUGAUAGCAACGGCUCUGCAUGACCUCAGGCAAUGCCGGUCCUUGGGUGGAGCCUUGGUUGGAAAUAACUGUUUAGAUAUAGGACAUUUCAAACCAUGGCAGCUGAUGAGUUAUUUUAGGAAAGUCCGAGUAACACUGAACAACGCUCGAGACGUUUUCUUUGAUAAGGAUGGAAACCCACCAGCUGUAUAUGACAUAGUCAACUGGCAGUUGGGAUCAGAUGGAACCAUCAAGCAAAUGAAAUCAACUUUUUGCCCUGACUUUGGUUUGAUAAUUGACUUUAUUUCUUCCAAGGUUCCAAAUUCUGUUUGCAGUCAGAGUUGUCCAGAAGGGUUCAAACAAUCCUUAAAAGAAGGAGAGCCAGUGUGCUGCUUUCAGUGUAGCCCCUGUGCUCAAGGGGAGAUCUCCAAUCAGACAGAUGCCAUUGAGUGCUGGAAGUGCCCCUGGGACAUGUGGCCCAACAGUGCAAGAGACAGAUGUUUGACCAAACCCAUUGAGUUCCUUUCCUAUGAGGAUUACUUGGGCAUCACCCUGGCAACAAUCAGUACUUUCUCCUCUAUGGUUCCAAUUUUUAUCUUUCGACUUUUCGUUCAUUAUAAAUCCACCCCAAUUGUGAGAGCCAAUAACUAUUCAGUGAGUUGUAUUCUCUUAGUAUCUCUGUCUUUCUGCUUCCUCUGUGCUUUGGCUUUCAUUGGUUACCCCCAACCUGAGAAGUGCCUUCUGCGCCAGGCGGCAUUUGGCCUUGUCUUUACCCUCUGUGUAUCCUGCAUUUUGGCCAAAACUGUUAUUGUUGUUUUUGCCUUCAUGGCCACUAAACCCGGGAGCAGCCUCAAAAAAUGGACAACUCCCCGUGUGCCCUACAUGAUCAUUACCAUCUGCACCUUCAUACAACUCACUUUGUGUGUGUUUUGGUUGACAAUCUCCCCUCCUUUCCUCCAGUUCAAUAUUGAAGCCAAACCCGGAAUCAUUGUUGUAGAAUGCAAUGAAAACUCUCAGUUUGCCUUCUGGUGCAUGCUGGGAUAUCUUGGAAUGUUAGCCACUGUCAGUUUCACUGUAGCUUUCCUGGCCAGGAGGCUCCCAGACAACUUCAACGAGGCCAAACUAAUAACAUUCAGUAUGUUGGCCUUCCUCAGUGUGUGGGUGUACUUUAUCCCAGCCUCUCUUAGUGCCCAGGGCAAGUAUACUGUUGCCAUGGAAAUCUUUGCCAUUCUGACUUCCAGUUGGGCCCUUGUGUUCUGCAUGUUCCUCCCCAAAUGUUUCAUCAUAUUGUUCAGACCCGACAUGAACUCUAGGGAAAACUUAAUGAGAAAGGAGGGAGGAGAAAAUAAAGAACACAAUUAA